CUACCCAGCAUGCACCUUGCUCUUGUUGUGAUCUGGAGGGAGCAGGCGUCCUGCGAGUUGGAGAAUAUUCCAAAUUUAAGUUUGUUUCCUCGGGAGUUGCUUUGUGAACAGUUCUUCUGAGCAGGCGGAGAGGAGCCGGGAGUGAAGAUGGCGCAGUACAAAGGCGCCGCCAGCGAGGCGGGCAGGGCCAUGCAGCUGAUGAAGAAGCGAGAGAAGGAGCGAGAGCAGCUCGAGCAGCUCAAACAGAAGAUCGCAGAGGACAACAUGGUCAAGUCCAACAUUGACAAGAAGUUCUCGGCUCACUACGACGCUGUGGAGGCAGAGCUGAAGUCCAGCACCGUGGGUCUGGUGACUCUGAACGACAUGAAGGCCAAGCAGGAGGCGCUGGUGAAGGAGAGGGAGAAGCAGCUGGCCAAGAAGGAGCAGUCCAAGGAGCUCCAGCUUAAGCUCGAGAAGCAGAAAGAGAAGAAGAGAAAGGAGGAACAGAAGAGAAAAAUCGCCUGCUUGUCCUUCAAUACUGAAGAGGACGAGGAGGAGGAGGAGAACGAGGAGGAAGAGCAGGACUAUUCUUCUGUUAAAAAGAAAAGACUAGGGAAGAAUCCUUUCGUGGACACGAGUUUCCUUCCCGAUCGAGACCGAGAGGAGGAGGAGAACCGCAUGAGGGAGGAGCUCCGGCAGGAGUGGGAGCUCAAGCAGGAGAAGAUCAAGAGUGAGGAGAUCGAGAUCACCUUCAGCUACUGGGACGGUUCUGGACAUCGUAAAACUGUCAAGAUGAAGAAGGGUAACACCAUCCAGAACUUCCUGCAGAAGGCCCUGGAGGUCCUCAGGAAGGACUUCAGUGAGCUCAGGUCUGCAGGAGUGGAGCAGCUCAUGUACAUCAAAGAAGAUCUGAUCAUCCCACACCACCACAGUUUUUAUGAUUUCAUCGUCACCAAAGCCAGAGGCAAAUCUGGGCCUCUGUUCAGCUUCGACGUCCACGACGACAUCCGGCUGGUGAACGACGCCACGGUGGAGAAGGACGAGUCUCACGCGGGUAAGGUGGUGCUGAGGAGCUGGUACGAGAAGAACAAGCACAUCUUCCCCGCCAGCCGCUGGGAGCCCUACGACCCCGAGAAGAAGUGGGACAAAUACACGAUCCGAUGAGAACGCCAGCAUCUCCGGGCUCUGGGAUCUUGGACGCGAACGAGGCGUUGUUGGUUUCCAUCUCAUUUUACCAGCGAUUCUGUUCAUUUUUUUCUGAUCGCCGCUGUUUGGCCCGAUGUUUCUGCCUCCUGUGUAAAUGACCAGUCGUUCUUUGUACAUAGCUCGUAUCUCCUGAACCCGUCAGUCUCUGCUUAAUAAAGUCACCUCACCUCUGA
Molecule: messenger RNA, 1358 nt
Organism: Salarias fasciatus (jewelled blenny)
Lineage: Eukaryota; Metazoa; Chordata; Actinopteri; Blenniiformes; Blenniidae
Gene: fam50a
Product: family with sequence similarity 50 member A
Exons: 13
Coding region: 148-1143 (331 amino acids)
Biological process (GO): chromatin organization
Cellular component (GO): nucleus
Source: RefSeq, a predicted model, not a curated record